AGAGUCCAUGCAGAAGGGCGGUCGUACUUCUCCUGUUGUCCUCAUUGGCUCUCCCGCUUUUCCCAAAACCACAUGUCUCCACAACUCCUCCCUCCUGUGUGACUUCACCGGUGAGAGUUUGACCCAAGUCAUAUGUCUUCCAGUACUGUACACGCUAAAGGCUGCUGCUGUCUUUCGUAAAAAGUGGGAUAUUUAGAGAAACCGGUACGGAAACUUGUCCAACAUGGGACUCGCUGUCGCUUCUUCGGGACAUGUUGGACGGCGUCAAGCGUCAAGAACACCGUGUGCUACAUUUAUUUGCCCCGCUUAAAUUAUCGCAACAGAAUUAACUGGAAACAUCUCUCUCUCUUUUUUCUUUUUUUCUUUUUUUUUUUUGGCGGUGGCUGUUUCUCGGAAUAUUUCCUCAUAUGUGUCUACUGUAACACCAGAGGAAGACACUCCUGUUUCCCCCCGUCUUGAAAUGACAGAGCACAUGCCUCUGCGAGAGGAGUAAAAACUUUUUUCUCUGGGACCGAGAACACCUGACACUCUCCUCCACCUCCACCUCGCCAGCGAUGACCCUCGGCGCGGUGUCCGGAUCCGACAGCUCGUCGGCGGUAAGCUUCUGCUCCUGCUGCGGGGUGAAGAUGGUACCGUAUUUCAGCGACGACGCGGUGGUGUCAAAAAAUCAGAUCAACCAGCUUAUCAGUGAGAGUUUCCUCACUGUAAAAGGCGCAGCCCUGUUCCUUCCCAGAGGCAAUAGCCCCACGCCUAACUCAGCACCUCGUAUCAGCCAGCGCAGGAACAAGCACACAGGUGACCUACAGAAACAUCUGCAGACUAUGUUCACUGUGCUGCGGCCGGAGGACACCAUCCGACUGGCUGUGCGUCUGGAGAGCGCCUACCCUCAGGUAACCCGCUACAUGGUGGUGGUCUCCACCAACGGCAGGCAGGACACAGAGGAGAGCAUUGUGCUCGGCAUGGACUUCGUCUCCUCUGACAGCUGCUGUACGGUGGGUCUGGUUCUACCUCUGUGGAGUGACACAAUGAUCCACUUGGAUGGAGAUGGUGGUUUCAGUGUGUCGACGGUGAGCAGGGUUCAUGUUUUCAAGCCAGUUUCUGUCCAGGCCAUGUGGUCAGCCCUCCAGUCGCUUCACAAAGCGUGCGAAGUGGCUCGCUGCCAUAACUACUACCCAGGCAGCUUGUUCCUGACCUGGGUCAGCUACUACCAGAGCAGAGUCUCAUCCAACCAGUUCUGUAUUAACGAGUGGAACGCCAUGCAGGACGUCGAGUCGCACCGUGCCAACUCACCCGUUCUCUUCACAGACCUUCCAACAGAGAGGGAGCGCACAGAAAGGCUGAUCAAGAUGCGCCUCAGGGAGAUCAUGAUGCAGAAGGACCUGGAGAAUGUGACCUGUAAAGAGAUCCGAACAGAGCUGGAGAUGCAGAUGGUGUGUAACCUGAGGGAGUUUAAGGAGUUCAUAGACAACGAGAUGAUCGUCAUCCUCGGGCAGAUGGACAGCCCCACUGAAAUCUUUGAACACGUCUAUCUGGGCUCUGAGUGGAACGCCUCUAACCUGGAGGAGCUGCAGAACAGCGGGGUACGUUACAUUCUGAAUGUGACCAGGGAGAUUGAUAACUUCUUCCCGGGGAUGUUUGAGUACCACAACAUCCGAGUGUACGACGAAGAGGCCACCAACCUGCUGGAGUACUGGAACGAAACCUACAAGUUCAUCACCAAAGCCAAGAAAGCUGGAGCUAAGUGUCUGGUUCAUUGUAAGAUGGGCGUGAGUCGCUCUGCCUCCACAGUGAUCGCCUAUGCUAUGAAGGAGUACGGCUGGGACCUGGACAUGGCUUUUGACUACGUUAAAGAGAAACGGGCCGUCACCAAACCAAACCCUUCCUUCAUGAAACAGCUUGAGGAGUAUCAGGGAAUUCUGCUGGCCAGCAAACAAAGGCAUAAUAAGCUCUGGCGCUCACACUCUGAUAGCGAUCUAUCAGAUCGCCCAGAGUCGUGUAAACCCUCUUCUCACUCUCUGGGUCGCUCCGACUCUCACAACAACAACACUUCCUCCCCCUCGUUACAUCACUUCUUGGGCGUGGCUGUACUGCAGGCGCUUGGUGCUGAACCCGAAGACUCUGCCAAAUCAAACACCACACACACCUCUGACUCGCACACAGACUCUAAUGGUGUGUGUGACUCACCGGGUCAGGAGGAGGUCGCAUCCGACUGUAGAGACAGCCUCCUGCUCCCCCUCCCCAGACCCCGAGCGGCCACGGUAGUCCCAGAGGAAAGACUGGACAAUUCAGCGAGCGUGGCUGUCACUGUGCCUCUUGCUCUGCCCCACCCUCCACCAUCACUCCACAUCUUACCUCCCACUCCUGAACUGCAGCGUGCUCACCAGCCUCCUCCCACACAUCUGUCCAUUUCAGUGCCCAGACUUAAACCAGUGGAGCUGUCCCUCAGUUUCCCUGAGAGAAGCAGCUCCGAAGAAGUCUCUCCUCUCACUCUGGGAUCCACUGACUCGGACAUAAUAGACCAGUCAUUAUCAGACUUAACGAGCGACAAACACAGUCCACUCAGCCCGAGCAUCCAUCCCCUCCCACUGGUUCUUCCCACUGUCCCCAACAGUGACGACAACAACAACCCCAGCGAGUUACAGAUAGGCAGUGCCUUGGACAGCCGCGGCGAUGCAGACGGGUCGUCCAACCACAGCGCGGACAGCAUAGACUUCUUCAGCGCCAGGGAAAAAUUUCUGGGCCUGGCUCAGGAUGGCAGAUCCCGAACACUUUCUGAGCAGGCACAACAAAGGACGCCUCUCUCACUCGAGGAAGACGAAGAAGAAAUUGACGCGAAGGAAGAAGAGGAAGAAGAAAAUGGGAUGAGUCAGUCUGAAGAUGGCAUUGACAAGGCCACCCCCGACCGAACUCAUCACCCUCACCAUGACAAUGGAGUGUCAGUCCGCCAUAUUGUCACAGAAAUUGAAGCCAUAUGCCACCCUGCCUCCUGCCUUCCUACUCUCUCCUCCUCGUCCUCUUCUUCGUCGUCGCUCCCUCUGUCCUCCUCCCACAGCCCUCAGCUCAUCCGACCAGAACAUCCGCUGGAGGCAGAGAGUCCUGAAGUCGCGCACGGCUCUUUAACGCCGCCUUCACACCCGCAGUCGCCCUCCAUGCUGCCGCGCGACUGGCCGGCAGGCUCCGUGCGGCGAGCCACCAAGCAGCUGGAGCAGAAGCUGAGGCAGGAGAUGGAGAUGGCAGCGUCUCAGCGAUCCCCGCUGCAUUCCCCCAGCGCUGAGCAUCCUCCUGUCAGACUGUCCGUGUGUCCACUGGGCACCGAACAUCCUCCCAUUCGCUUCCCUCAGAACUCCACAGAAAGGAUCACUCAGGGAGAGAUCACGGCUGUAUCUGCUAAGUCCAAAGAUGGAGAGAAGCAUACAGGGUCACAAACAGAGCUUCAGAGAAUCAACUCCUCAGGCAUAGACAACCUCCCAGACCCUUCAUGCUCCCCUAACUCAAAUAUCAGCCAAGUCUCUGGUGCUAUACCUACCACUGAUAGCCAUAUGCUGACAUCAUCGCUGGCCUCUACUAGUCAGUUAGAAGAAUCAUCUCUAGAUACCUCAGCCCAGGCCCAAAAACAGAGCCAACUCCACAGCCAAAACCAGCAGUGUCACACCCUGCCUCAGGCCUGUUCAAACCAAAUGACUCUAGAUGGGGUGACAGUGAAGGAGUCAGACACAGAUGAGAGGCUGGAGUCCAGUUCCCAGGAUGGGCGAGUGGGCUGUGGCCCCGGCUGUGACGCCCAGAGCAGGCUGGCUCGUGGCAGCCAGGAGCUGGAGAGAAUUCAGCAGACACUGAGAGAGCUGCAGGCUUUCCUCCACGAGGGAGUCGGCCUGGAGACGACAGACAUACAAGACCAGGAACUGGGGCAGCCUCAGAGCCUGAAAGAUGCUAUGGACACAGAGCUGGGACCUUCUAAAGUGGCCAGUUCUGAACAGACUCCUCCAGGCCUGGAAGGAGCACAGCGGCUCCGAGAAAGGCAAGAGGGGAAGAGUUUCCUCGAGCCGGCUGGGUGGCACAGAGCCAUGGAGCUCGAGGCUCGUAUCCGGCAGGCAGGCCUCACCCCACCUUCUCUCAUGAAGAGGUCGGCCUCUUUGGCUAAACUGGACUGUCUGGAGCUGUCGGCCAAUGACCUCAGCGACUUAGACCUGAGACCGCACACCAGGUCGACGUCAUCGCACUCUUUUUCCACGUCACCGUGUCACCCCGAUGACACCUGGAAGAAACAGAAAGUUUUGGCUCGAAACGCUUGCAUCGAAAAGACAGGUUUGUCCCACGGGGGUGGGGAUGUGGACGAGUUGUCGUCAUCGUCGUCGUCGUCGUCACCAUCUCUCUGCUUCUCCUCCGCCCCUCAUUGUCAUCAAAGGGAUGACACCCGUGAGAGGGAGGAGCCAGACGGCGGCGGGAACGGCGCGGUCACUACGACACGUCAGCAGGGGAGAGGACACUCAUCGAGACGUUCUCGCAGAGCGUCUGCCGAGAAGAAGCAGCGAGCUGUCACUGUGCUAUACAAUACGAUGUAACCUCAGUGCAAUGGACUGGAACGGACACGACUGGAGCUGCGCUGAUGUGCAAGAGUGACCGCAUGAUUUGUAUGAAUGUGUAGCAAGUUAACUGUAGACCUUGUAUAACCUCCGAUAUGUGUGUGUGCAGUGUGUAAGAACCGAAUGAUGAACAUAUGUUUGCAUGUAAACCACUGGAUGUGUUGUUUCAACUGGAGUUCAGGUUUGUACAGUGAUGAAAUAUGAAUGUCCAAACUAAGACUGAACCAGUGCAUACUGUAUGCACUCCAACGUGUCUGUCUCCCUUUUUGUUUUUGUUUUUUUAACGAAGCAUUUAUUUUUAGUGUUUCACCCUCGUUGCCUGUUCAGAGUUUCAAAAAUGACUAGAGGGGCUUUUUUCUCCAACCAUGCACUUUACUGUUUAGGUUAUUUUCUUUUAUUUGAAAUCUGUUUCUUACCCCGGGGAGAAAUCUUUUUGCACUGAUCUCAGUAUGCGUGUUUUUUUUUUUUUUUUUUUUUGUGUUCAAAGUGGACAGACAUGUCCUUUAUUCAGAUUUUUAAUUAAACCAGGACAAAGCUGAUAUGUUGUUUUGUUUUUUUUAAUUAAGUGCUUUAGCAGCAAAUAAAUACGGUGAGUUUGUUUUGA
Larimichthys crocea (large yellow croaker) is the source of this 5184-nucleotide messenger RNA. RefSeq names its product slingshot protein phosphatase 2a (gene ssh2a). Gene Ontology annotation, molecular function: actin binding; phosphatase activity. NCBI's taxonomy places the organism in Eukaryota, Metazoa, Chordata, Actinopteri, Sciaenidae. The record is from RefSeq and is a predicted model, not a curated record. The coding region runs from base 555 to 4559 and encodes 1334 amino acids. Gene Ontology annotation, biological process: negative regulation of actin filament polymerization; protein dephosphorylation. The transcript is spliced from 14 exons.